Molecule: messenger RNA, 1617 nt
Organism: Aureobasidium subglaciale EXF-2481
Lineage: Eukaryota; Fungi; Ascomycota; Dothideomycetes; Dothideales; Saccotheciaceae
Exons: 3
Coding region: 1-1617 (538 amino acids)
Source: RefSeq, a predicted model, not a curated record
AUGUCCGCCGACUACAAUGCAGGAAUGCCUGCCCAGCCUGCACAAGAAAUGGUUUCUAUUGCUGGUCAGAGUUUUGAGAUCCCCGCCGGGUUCGACUUUGACGCAGCAGCCCAAGAGUUCGGCACUCUGCCCGACUUCUCUAUGGGCGAUGAUUCAGCAGCUAUCUAUGGAUACAUCAGCAACACAUACAUCAACAACGACAACAGCAUCGCCGACAACAGCAUCGCCGACAACAGCAUCGCCGACAACAGCAUCGCCGACAACAGCAUCGCCGACAACACCAUCACCGACAGCAACCACUUUAGUGGCGGCUUCGAAGAGACAACGAGCGCUAAGACACCUGGAUACGAACAUGACGUCGAGGAUCCGAACUACAUCUCGCCUGACGCACCUUGCCAGUCCUCCAACCUCAACGAUGGCUAUCAGUCAUACGCACCUAAGACUCCCUUCAACACCGUAGUCAACACGUACGAGGCCAAGACUCCUUACGUCGCGCCUACUCCUUUCACGACUCCCUACCACUCAAACGACUUCUCUGGAGGUAUUCCCGAGCUCGGCCUCAACGGCAUCGGUACAAAGCCUUCCGAACCAUUCUUUCCUGGCCCUAGUCCUAUGGAAGCCAGUUUUGGCGCUUCCAGACCCGCCAGUCCUGUUACAAAGCCCGAUUAUGGCAAGAAGGCUCCCAAGAAGACACCCGUUCGUAAGGCAAAGACCAAAGCUAAGGUAGCCAUCGGCGGUGACAAUGACGACGAUGAAGUUCGCAAACCCAUCUCCUCUACUCGUGGCAAAGGCAAAAAGUCUAAGGAAGUUGUUGAGGAAGAAGAGGAGUACGAGGAAGACACACCCGUCCCUGCAAAGGCCAAGGGCCGUAAAGGGGCAGCCGUCAAGAACACAGCCACGACUGCCAGGAAGCCCAGAGCAACUGCUGCUUCAAAGAAGGCCGCCCCGAAGACUGGUCGCACCCGCGCCCCUGCAAAGAACAUCAUGGCUGUCAAGCCGAUUCCUCGUAACUUUGAAGAGUGCGAUCAGGCUGAUCAAGAACUAAUCACCAUGCGCGAAGCCGGCCAUGACUGGGCCGAAUGCAAAGCCCGCUACGACGAGCUCACCGGUGGUGACUACGGCAAAAGCACUGUCCCCAACCGCUACGAACGCCUCAAGACAGCCUUCAUCAACAUGCGUGACGAAGACAACCUGCUGUUGUUCGACGCAAAGGCAAAGCUCGAUGCCGACUACGAAAGCAAGAAAUGGGACUUGAUCGCCGCAGAGGUCCACGACCAGGGAGGAAUUUUCUACGAUCCCAACGACCUCCGCCGCCGUUUCAGAGCGCUGAUGGAGCGCUCGGGUGUUCCAGUCGACGUGGGACACGCCAGGAAUGAUCUAGAUUUCCACAAACCAGGCGAUUUCGAAGGCACAGAGGAGCCCGAAGAUGCGCGUGAGUUUGAGCGCGAGCGCGGCGCUGCUCCGAACAUCACCUGGGAUGACUUUGAGGAAGAUGACGCCGGGGCUGGCGCAGAGGAUGAGGCUUCUUUCAAUGCAUUCCAAGGUCAAGAGUCGCGCGACUAUACGCGCAUGGACAUUGACGACGAAGAUAAUGACGAGGAAGCUCUGGCCUAUUAG